AUGCCGAAGAUCAAACCUAAUAGUGAAGCUGAUGAGUACACCAAAAAAAUGACCGAGUUUCUAAAAGAGAACCCUUAUCCUUCUGAUGCUCAACUGAAGGACAUUUCAGAGCGCAUGGGUAAAUCCAAGAUGCAGAUUUAUAUGUGGUUCGCGAAUAACCGACGUAAACAUGGCAUAAAUAAGAAAAAUAAUGAACACUAUGAAGAAAUGAACGAGCUUUUCGUGAAAAAUCCUUACCCGUCUGAUAGUCAAAUGAAAAAAAUUGCAGAAAAAUUGGGUAAAUCAGAGGAACAAAUUCAAACUUGGUUCGCCAAUAAUCGACAUAAACAUGGCAUCCGCAAAGAGUCGAAAACAGAUGAGUACACUGAAAAAAUGAACGAGUUAUUUAAGAAGAACCCUUAUCCAUCAGCAAGCGAAGUCAAGAAAAUUUCAAAAAAGAUGGGUAAAUCUGAGAAGCAGAUUUAUUCGUGGUUUAGUAACAAUCGGCAGAAACAUGGCAUCCGCAAAUCGAAAAUCGAAAAAGACGAGUUCAAUGAAAAAAUGACUGAGCUACUUAUGAAGAACCCUUAUCCAUCUGCAAGUGAAAUGAAGAAAAUUGCAAAAACAGUGAAUAAAUCACAGAAACAGAUUUACAUUUGGUUUGUCAACAACCGCCAUAAGCAUUGCAUUCAUAAGAAAACGAUAAGUAACAAGAAGCUAUUAAAUGCCUGGCGAAAAAACAAACACCCGUCGCCUCGACUUUGUAAGCAGCUGGCUUCUGAAAUCGGACGCUCCGAAAGAUAUGUUUCUUAUUGGUUUUGGAAAAAACGCAGAGAGGGAAUGAAUAAUCCAAGUGAAACUACUGAUGAGGAGGAAGAGUUUACCGUGGGAAUAAAAAAAGAACUACUCACGCCAGAAAAAAAAGUGAGAGGCCUUCGAAAAGAGUCGAGUGAAAAUUCAUCCGAGGAGGAUGACCUGAAACGAGAAAGAAAACCCCCCCUAAAGGAGCCUGAGCUCGAGACCCAAAACGUCUCCUCUGGGAAGAAUGACGACUGGACGAGCGCACAGAACUUGGGCGGAGUAGCUAAGUCGUCAGAUGACCUGGCUGACGUUGAGGAGGAAAAUAUCGCUCAUGGUCGCUCAGGGACGGUAGAAAAUUCCUUUAGACAUGAGUCUACAACUUCGUACUCGAAGUAUUACUUUUUCACCAAAAUAUAA
Oikopleura dioica is the source of this 1197-nucleotide messenger RNA. NCBI's taxonomy places the organism in Eukaryota, Metazoa, Chordata, Appendicularia, Copelata, Oikopleuridae. The record is from the annotation of a GenBank genome assembly.